CUGCAACUGAAGCAACUGGCUAAACAGCAAGAGACAAUAUAGCCAACACUCCAUCACCAACUCUUACCGUACUCACUCAUUACUCUUAUACCUCUACAAACUCUGCCUUCGGCUACCUUUCGUCCCUUCGACUUUCCGCGUCGCUUCCUCCCCGGCUCCCUACACAUACCCAUCUCGCAUCUCGCCCGUCACCAUGCCUGGCUUCGAUUUCUCCAACCAUAACCGCAAUACCGCGUUGCACGCCCAAGGCGUCCCUCUCCCCAAAGCCACUUCCACUGGUACCACCAUCGUAGGAUGUCUCUUCGAUGGCGGAGUCGUCAUCGCCGCCGACACGCGAGCCACCAGCGGUCCCAUCGUCGCGGACAAGAACUGCGAAAAGCUCCACUACAUCUCCCCGCAGAUCUGGUGCGCCGGCGCCGGCACCGCCGCCGACACCGAAUUCACCACCGCGCUCAUCUCCUCCAACCUCGAGCUGCACGGACUCUUCACCGGCCGCAAACCGCGCGUCGUCACCUGCAUGACCCUGCUGAAGCAGCACCUCUUCCGCUACCAGGGCCACAUCGGCGCGUAUCUCGUCGUCGCCGGCGUCGACCCCACGGGGCCGCACCUCUUCACCGUGCACGCGCACGGCUCCACAGACAAGCUGCCGUACGUGACGAUGGGGUCGGGGUCGUUGGCGGCCAUGUCGGUGUUUGAGACGAAGUGGGAGAAGGUGAUGACGCGGGAGGCGGCGGUGAAGCUGUGUGCGGACGCGAUCGAGGCGGGAAUCUGGAAUGAUUUGGGGAGUGGAAGUAAUGUGGAUGUGUGCGUGAUCACAGAGGAGAAGACGACGUUGAUGCGGAACUUCCGGACGCCGAAUCAGCGGGCGCAGAAGCAGAGGGACUACAAGUUUGCUCAGGGCACGACCGCGGUGUUGAAGGAGAAGGUGAUCACGCGAGACGACAUCUCAAAGUACGUGACGGUCCACGAGCUGGGCGACGAUCAACCGGCCGGAACCGCUGAGAAAAUGGAUGUCGAUUCAUGAGCCAUCAACGUGUAGAUUUAAUGCACGCUUGUACAUCAUUUAAUGGUUAGGCCGGACAUACACGGAGUUCCAUCGGGUCAUUGGGCGCAUCAAUCGAACUUUCUAUAAUUGACCGGCGCUGGCUGGAGUAUCUUGAUCCCAUCGCUUUUGUUUGGAAAUGCUUCCAACCAUGCUUAACCUACUCCCAAAUACGCCAGCCUUUGUGUAAAACAACAGACCGUACCAUCGUUAUCCACCACCGGGUAACUCCAUGUUGCCAGAUACCUACUGGUUUGUCAUUGCAGACCCACUUCAUUU
Eremomyces bilateralis CBS 781.70 is the source of this 1321-nucleotide messenger RNA. Its product is annotated as N-terminal nucleophile aminohydrolase. Gene Ontology annotation, cellular component: proteasome core complex. The transcript is spliced from 2 exons. The coding region runs from base 194 to 1024 and encodes 276 amino acids. The record is from RefSeq and is a predicted model, not a curated record. Gene Ontology annotation, molecular function: threonine-type endopeptidase activity. NCBI's taxonomy places the organism in Eukaryota, Fungi, Ascomycota, Dothideomycetes, Eremomycetales, Eremomycetaceae.